This is a messenger RNA of Dryobates pubescens (Downy woodpecker), 1409 nucleotides long. RefSeq names its product SERTA domain containing 4 (gene SERTAD4). Gene Ontology annotation, cellular component: nucleus. NCBI's taxonomy places the organism in Eukaryota, Metazoa, Chordata, Aves, Piciformes, Picidae. Bases 312 to 1346 code for a protein of 344 amino acids. The record is from RefSeq and is a predicted model, not a curated record. The transcript is spliced from 4 exons.
ACCGGAGCCAAUUUUCUGUCUUAGUCUCGCAGUGUUUUGACUGGAGGCAGAUCCAGUUCAGUCCGAUCGGGGCUAGUGGAAACAACUACCCAAGUCUCUGCUGUCUGCUUCGUUCGGGAGGGAAGAAGAAAGAAACGCGUUUCCUGACUGCUGGGCGCGCUCCCUCGCACACACCCGCACACCCCGCUGCACACACACACGCACCGCAGCAGGCACACGCCAGACCCGUCGGUGCGGGGCGCGCCGUGCCAUCGCCACCGGGAAAGAAUGGGAAGCGUGUGAGCGGAUCUGUGCCGGUGCCGGCGCCCGCGAUGACCCUGGUGCUGCCCAUGCAGCGGCUGGGCCGCCCCAUCGCCGGCGAGGGAGCCGCUGACCUCGCCGCCUACCGCGCCCUCUGGGAGCCGCCCUGCUGCGGCCGCUCCAGCCCCGCCGCCCCGCCGCCCCCUGCCCCGCCGGCCGCCGCCGGCCCCCCCGCCGCAGGAUCGCAUUACAGGGGAAUUUCAAAUCCUGCAACAACAUCCAAGAUCACAUACUUUAAAAGGAAAUAUGUGGAAGAAGAGGAUUUUCAUCCGCCACUCAGCAGCUGUACACAUAAAAUGAUCUCUGUGUUUGAGGAGCGCGCCCAUAUCCUUUACAUGUCUUUGGAAAAGCUGAAAUUCAUCGAUGAUCCAGAAGUCUACUUGAGGAGAUCUGUACUCAUCAACAACCUCAUGAAGAGAAUCCAUGGAGAAAUCCUCAUGCAGAACAGUUGGUGCUUCUCCACCUGCUCCUUCAGUGGCGCCUCCCCACAAGAGUGGUUUGUGCCUCAGGACUGUCCUUACAGAAAACGUCUUCGGAUGGCAAAGGAGGAGUAUGAGAAGCUCCACACGUGCUGCUUCUAUCAAGAGUGUGGCAGUCACUAUUUAAAUCUACCCUACUCUGUUAAUGCUAAUACAGAAAAUACUUCCUCCUCUUCCUCCUCCUCUUCCUCCUCCCUCCCCAUUUCUUUGCCAAGCUGUUCCCAGCAGGUGGAUUAUGACAUUGGCAGUGCCCCUUCUUACAGGAGUGAUGACCAGAUACCUGCUAAUGAAAUAUUCAUCACUAAUGCCAGGCCUCACAGUAAUCAGGAAAAGGCAAAAUUUAAUGAUGAGAAAGGAGGUAAUGAACCUGAGCGAGAGAGCAUCGCCCUAAACUGUGAACCUGUAAAAGGCACCCAUGCUCUUGAAUGUAAAGGCAAAUUUUAUGACUAUUUUGAGACUGGAUGCAAUGACAAGAGCAACAUAAGUGAAUCUUGGAAAAAAUCCUUGAGGAAAAAGGAAUCUUUACCAAGUAAUAAAACGUGCUGCAGCAAAGGAAGUAAAAUAUGAGGCAUCUUUCUUGCUCUGUUGAAGCAUGCACAGCAUGUUCUUUGGCCAUCCAAUUUUUAUUUU